Messenger RNA from Dreissena polymorpha, 2672 nucleotides. RefSeq names its product hemicentin-2-like. The record is from RefSeq and is a predicted model, not a curated record. The transcript is spliced from 15 exons. Gene Ontology annotation, biological process: cell-cell adhesion. Gene Ontology annotation, cellular component: cell-cell junction. Gene Ontology annotation, molecular function: cell adhesion molecule binding. Bases 550 to 2397 code for a protein of 615 amino acids. NCBI's taxonomy places the organism in Eukaryota, Metazoa, Mollusca, Bivalvia, Myida, Dreissenidae.
AUAAGUACGUCAGAUGGCGUUGUGCUUACACUGACUCCUUGCCAGGGUCGAUGUUCAGUUAUUGCUGGGUUAGCUUUCAAUAUCACGUGUCAACGUUCAGAUACUGCUAAGGCCUUGUUCACGUGGUACCUGGAAAAUGGUCAUACACGUGAUCACUCUAACGCGCUGACCCAAACACAGGCUUCAGUAACAGAGGGUACACUUAGUUUUGUUCCCGAAAGAAAACACCAUGGAUGGAACCUUUACUGUUUGGCAAAUUUUAUUGGGAAUAAUAGCUUUAGUCGUAUAAACGUAUCAGAGAAGAUACGACUACACGUGUUAUAUGGACCAGACAAACCCUUGUUCAAAGUAGGAGGACAAUACAUUAACUCAACCUCUGUAAGUAUAAUAGAAGGAACAAACAUCUCCAUAGAGUGCUUGGGAGACAGUAACCCGUUGGCCGCAGUAACCUGGAACAAUGAAUAUUCUCUACAAAAUGGGGUGUGGCUUAACUUUACGAACAUAGGCCGCAAUAUCGAUGGGGUAUUUAAAUGUGCUUUGGAAAAUACAAUGAAAGCAUCAGACAACAACGAGCGAUAUGGGGGAAACGAAAGUUAUCUAAAUUUGGAAAUUCUCACACCACCAACGACACCUAUCAUAAGUUACAGCGGUUAUCACAUUGCGAAGAACAUCACCAUCAUCGAUGAAAGAAUCUAUGACUUUUACUGUACUAGUUCAGGAAAACCAUCACCUCAGAUUUAUUGGAAACUGUUGAAUAAUACGACAGAACAUGACGUUUUGCAAAUCCGUAAUGUUGGCGCGUUACACAACUCGACUAUCACCUGCUGCGCCAAGAACCUUAUGAUACCAGCAGUUGGUGUUCCGGAGCAUGGAUUGGAGUGCACACAUCUAAAUAUGAUCGUUUUACAUAAGCCAACGUUUGCUUUCAAUGACACGUAUGAUGUCAAGGAGAACGAUUCGUUCAACGUAACAUGUACACAGCAAAACAUAAACACGGUUGUCACGUGGAUGAGACAAGGAUACGAAAAGUGGUCAGAGAGACACAACAAAAUAUACUGGCCGGAUGUCAGAAGGGAGAACGCUGGCAAUUAUACCUGCAAAUUACGAUAUUCGAUCGCGGAUUCCUUUAUGCAUUUCAUUAGCAAUGACUCUGAACAUUCAUUCCAUUUAAAUGUUGAAUAUCCAGCGAGUGUAAUUACCUUUGAGGCUGUGGGGCACAGUGACUCUAUCGUUGUAAAUGAGAACAAAAGCAUGACCUUCAGAUGUUACGCCACAGGAAACCCUAGUCCGAUGAUACAAAUAAAGAACAACAAUCGUGUACAAAAGCAACGAAAUGCGGCUUCUCUCGGAUAUAGCGAAAACAUGACAUGCGCUCACACAGGAAAAUACUCGUGCUAUGCCAAGAAUAUAAUAAACGAUGAAGAGUCAAAAUCUAAGGAUAUUGACGUUGUCGUUAAAUGCUCUCCAAGACCUGCUUCAAACAUGUCUCCAGAGUUCAACAUCACUACUACCCUACAUUCAACUGUCAUACUGAAUUUCACAGUGAUUGCGUAUCCAGUACCGAAGCCUUCAGACUUUGUUUGGAAGAAAUGUGAUGUUGAAGAAUCGAAUGGAACGUUUAAUUGCUUUCUUCUUACUGAUGGAUGGCAAUACAAAAUAUCCACAGUUGAUUUAACAUCGUAUCUAACGAUUUCAGAUUUCACUCAGCAUGACAUUGGUCGCUAUAUGUUGUCUGUUGGAAAUGGCGUUGGUGACGCAUGGAAUCAGACUUUCUUCGUCUGGAUGAAAGCUGCCCGUGCUGUAUCCACACUCAACUCGGAUGUUUUGCUACAGCUAAUUGGGGCUGGUUGUGGCACAUUAUUGUUGCUCGCAGCAACGGUACUCGUAUGCGUUUGCAGAAAAAGGAAAAUGCAAGAAAACUCUGUGGCGAACACAAGAAAUGUUGCACUACUAGUAUGUAAACGAAGGACACGGCAUGAAGAUCAGAUGUACAUAACUGCAGUCGGAGUUUUGGAACAUGAACCCCUAACAGCAUCUCAAGAUCAGAUGUACAUUACUGCAGUCGGAGUUUUGGAACAUGAACCUCCUACAGCGUCUCAAGAUCAGAUGUACAUUACUGCAGUCGGAGUUUUGGAACAUGAACCUCCUACAGCGUCUCAAGAUCAGAUGUACAUUACUGCAGUCGGAGUUUUGGAACAUGAACCCCCAACAGCGUCUCAAGGAAAUGGUCAACUUGGGCAAAGCGACACUAGCAGCGUUUCAAAUGCUGUUCAUAAGUGUUCAACAUUCAAAGUUCUUCAAGAUUCUUCAGAGGUCGAAACAGUUGCGGGGGAAGAGGAUAAACACUAUGCUGAGAUAAUUGACUUGUUGGUGGCACCAACAACAAUACCAAACUAAUUGUAGCGAUUUGUUCUCAGUAACUUCAAGUUUAUCAGUUAUACGUUACACGUUAAUCGUGAUACGGUGAUUUGUAAACACUAGUCUGUCGGUUACAAGUUACCAUACGUCCGUAAACGACUAGUUCAUCUAUUACAUUCAACCUCAAGUCUUUCAGUAGUAUCCAGCCAUAAGUCUAUCGAUUAUCUGCAACCACAAGUUUAUCAGUCAUAUGUUACAUAAAGAAUGUCGGUUAUCUGUAACAAUAACUAUAUGUAAUCACAUGUUUGGCGGCU